Molecule: messenger RNA, 2077 nt
Organism: Chara braunii
Lineage: Eukaryota; Viridiplantae; Streptophyta; Charophyceae; Charales; Characeae
Source: the annotation of a GenBank genome assembly
GGAAGAAGAUCGGCCAAAAAUGACCUUCGUGUUGUUUGAGGGCACGUGGUAGUGGGUUCGGUGUCCGAUGGGGAUUUGCAAUGCGCCUGCCACGUUUCAGCGAGCGAUGAACAUGACGUUCCAGAACUUCGUCAACAAGACACUGCUGAUGCAGGGGAUGAUUAACUUUUGUGUGAUCGUGUACAUGGACGACAUCCUGGUCUAUUCGAAGACCUAUCACGGGCACGCGCAACACAUCGAAUGGACAUUGAGUGCAUUAAGAGACGCUGGGUUCAAGAUUGCACUUGAGAAGAGUGAAUUUUUCCUCUCGGAAAUUUUGUUCCUGGGCUAUGUCGUGACACGUGGAGGAUUGCGGCCAGACUCGAGAAAAGUUGCGGCAGUGAGGGAAGCUCCGGUUCCCACGUCUCUGACGCAGGUUCGAGCCUUCUUGGGGCUGGCGUCGUACUAUCGRCGCUUCAYCAAGGGUUUUGCCGCGAUUGCACGACCACUAACGAAUCUGUUAUGGAAAGACCAGCCUCUCAGCUGGGACGCGGAGUGCCAGCAGGCCUUUGCAACCCUCAAGGACGCUCUGGCAACGGCCCCUAUUUUGAUCCGGCCGGACCCCUCAAAGCAGUUCAUCCUCAUCACGGACUGGCAACCGGAAGCUAUUUCCGCUAUUUUAGCCCAGAAGGGGAACGAUGGUCGAGAACACGUCAUCGAGUACGCGUCACGAACCGUACCGGACGAACGAAGAAACGACUCCGCACCUCAGGGUGAGUGCUAUGCAGUGGUUUGGGCAAUCCAACACUUCCAUCCGUAUCUCUACGGGCAAACGUUUCGUCUCGUAACGGAUCACGAGCCUCUGCUGGCGCUGAAGAAACUCCCCAACUACACGGGCAUGAUUGGCCGUUGGGCGGUGCGAUUGCAAGAAUACGACUUCGAUAUCGUCCAUCGAAAGACAGAGCGACACGGCAACGCGGACGGGCUGACACGUCUGCAUCGGUCUGCCAAGUCCAAUAUCCAUCCUCGCCUUUCCUACUGCCUAACGACCCUUGCUGUCCCCGUCAUUCGUCCCCCAUAUUGGGACAUGUGGCGCAAAGACUUCGUAGAGCUUUCACUGUGCUUGGUCGAAGUACGGCUGACGUGGAUCGAGGACGAAGCGCACCCGCCUUGCAUAGAGCGGCUGGAGUUGUUGUUUAUCCAAGCCUGGCGCACCAACGUGGAGGGAGAGCUCCUCGCAUUCUUAUUCGGUGCAGUACGGCCCGGCCAUCAGGAACUUAUCACGCACGAGCUCACGAUCCCGGUAGCGCAGCUGGCGGACGGCCUCCCUCUUGACAUCAUCUCGCAAGACGACGAGCAUCCAGUUCCCCAUGUCCUUUCCCGCACCUUGACACCUCAUCUUCAGUGGUCGGCUUGCGUAGAAGGAGCCGCGGAACGCAUCCCGCCGUCGCAGCGACAACAUUUGGAUCCCCGGGCGAUUCGUGACCCUGCCUUCUUCAGGCAGCCUACGGCGGAGCAGCUUGCGGCCAUCCACGAGGAGGAAGAGGAGGAAGAAAGCACUGAGAGUGAUGACGGGGAAGACGAGCGGGAAGAAAGUGAGGAAGGCGACGAAGUACUCGGGGAAGAAGACGAAACCCCCGAAGAAGGAAGCUAUAGCGAGCAUAGCCAGGGGGAGCAGAGCGAAGAAGAGGAAGAAGACGAAGAAGGAGAAGAAGGGCACGAAGAAGAAUCUGCUGGACCAGAGUGGGAAGCCGUGCCAGAAGACGCAUUGCGCACAGGUACAGAGGCAGAAGAUCCCGAGGCGGCCCGUAAAGGGGAAGAGAUCGCGGCCGGGAAGACGGAGUUAGAACUCGCAGGCGCGGCGAGUCUGCAGAUCUGUGACGACCCGAACCGAGAUCCGGAGCCGCCCCGACCUGAAGAUGGCAACCUCGCGGCCACGACUCCGGCCCCAUCGGCAUGGCGACGAAGCCAAUCCCCCCCCUCCCCAACCCGUCCCUCAGUUCGCCGACGUACCGAUACGGGCGAUCGGCCUUCGUCCCCGAUUACUCUCUCGCCGUCCCCUUGACUACCUCACCCUUCGCCAGCUCACCACCCCCGU